Messenger RNA from Megalops cyprinoides (Indo-Pacific tarpon), 3199 nucleotides. It is a transcript of the gene ppp2r1ba, whose product is annotated as protein phosphatase 2, regulatory subunit A, beta a. Gene Ontology annotation, biological process: protein dephosphorylation. The transcript has 15 exons. Gene Ontology annotation, cellular component: protein phosphatase type 2A complex; cytoplasm. Gene Ontology annotation, molecular function: protein binding; protein phosphatase regulator activity. The coding region runs from base 38 to 1807 and encodes 589 amino acids. The record is from RefSeq and is a predicted model, not a curated record. Lineage: Eukaryota; Metazoa; Chordata; Actinopteri; Elopiformes; Megalopidae.
GUCGCAGAAUCUAGCGGAAGCCGCAAUCUCACCCAAAAUGGCAGGAGCUGAUGGAGACGAUUCACUCUACCCUAUCGCCGUGCUCAUUGACGAGCUGCGGAACGAAGAUGUUCAGCUCCGAUUGAAUAGCAUCAAGAAGCUGUCCACUAUUGCCUUGGCUCUGGGCGUGGAGCGGACACGCACGGAGCUCCUCCCCUUUUUGACUGACACCAUCUAUGAUGAAGAUGAAGUGCUUCUUGCCCUGGCAGAACAGCUGGGGAACUUCACCGUGCUGGUCGGAGGGCCAGAAUAUGUCCACUGUCUGCUGCCCCCCCUGGAGAGCCUGGCCACAGUGGAAGAGACAGUGGUGCGGGACAAGGCGGUGGAGUCCCUGCGGAAGAUCUCCCAUGAGCACUCGCCUGUGGACCUGGAGGUGCACUUUGAACCCUUGGUGAAGAGGCUGGCCAGUGGGGACUGGUUCACCUCCCGAACCUCGGCCUGUGGCCUCUUCAGCGUCUGCUACCCCCGCGUCUCCAGCACUGUCAAGGCUGAGAUCCGCCAGCAUUUCCGCACCCUGUGUUCAGAUGACACCCCCAUGGUGCGCCGUGCUGCUGCCUCCAAGCUCGGCGAGUUCGCCAAGGUCCUUGAGUUGGAGUAUGUCAAGAGCGACAUCAUCUCCCUUUUCACAGCGCUGGCCUCUGACGAGCAGGACUCGGUACGUCUGUUGGCCGUAGAGGCAUGUGUCAGCAUCGCCCAGCUGCUGCCCCAGGAGGACCUGGACACACUGGUGAUGCCCACCCUGCGCCAGGCGGCCGAGGACAAGUCCUGGAGGGUCCGCUACAUGGUGGCUGACAAGUUCUCAGAGCUCCAGAAGGCUGUGGGCCCAGAGAUCACCAAGAACGACCUGGUUCCAGCCUUCCAGAACCUCUUGAAAGACUGCGAGGCAGAGGUCCGGGCUGCUGCCGCUAACAAGGUCAAAGAGUUCUGUGAGAAUUUACCGGAGGACAGCAGGGAAACCAUCAUCAUGACCCACAUUCUGCCCUGCGUCAAGGAAUUGGUGUCAGACACAAACCAGCACGUGAAGUCUGCCCUGGCCUCUGUCAUCAUGGGCCUCUCUACCAUCCUUGGGAAGGACAACACCAUCGAACACCUGCUGCCGCUCUUCCUGGCCCAGCUGAAGGACGAGUGCCCAGAGGUGCGCCUCAAUAUCAUCUCCAACUUGGACUGCGUGAACGAGGUGAUCGGGAUCCGCCAGCUGUCUCAGUCCCUGCUGCCUGCCAUCGUGGAGCUGGCUGAGGAUGCCAAGUGGAGGGUCAGGCUGGCCAUCAUCGAGUACAUGCCCCUGCUGGCAGGACAGCUGGGUGUCGAGUUCUUCGACGAGAAACUGAACUCUCUCUGCAUGGCCUGGCUGGUUGACCAUGUGUAUGCCAUCCGGGAGGCAGCCACCUGUAACUUGAUGAAGCUGGUGGAGAAGUUUGGUGCAGAGUGGGCCCAGAACACAAUCGUCCCCAAAGUUUUGGGGAUGGCCAACGACCCAAACUACCUACACAGAAUGACCACGCUCUUCUGCAUCAAUUCACUGUCUGAAGCUUGUGGCCAGGAGAUCACCACCAAGCAGAUGCUCCCUGUUGUCCUCAAGAUGUCAAACGACCAGGUGGCCAACGUGCGCUUCAAUGUGGCCAAGUCCCUGCAGAAGAUUGGCCCAGUCCUGGACAGCAAUGCCCUGCAGACAGAAGUGAAGCCUGUACUGGAGAAACUGGCCACAGAUCAGGACAUGGAUGUGAUGUACUUCGCCCAGGAAGCCAUCAGUGUCCUUGGCCUGGCUUAAACAAGCAUGUCUGCUGAGCAUAUGAGACAACCCCCAAGAUUCACCACACCUGUAUUUAUUGAUAUCCAGGAUCAAUUUGACUGCUUGCAGAUUAUUGAACUGUGAAGCAUUCCCUUUUUGUUUUCAAUGGCUGUAUAUGUUUAGGGGAUGCACUGCUGUGGCUGUGCUUGCUGUAAAUGUCGUUGCAUUUGGUAGGAAAUUAGCCUGAUCAACAUAACGUUGACUACUGUGUAUACCUACCUACAGGCACACACAUACUCAUACACACACUUGUGGCAGCAGAAAAAAGCUUCAUGCAAUUCAAUAAUUGGUGGAACUGCCACGUGUCGAUCAGACAUGUAUGAACCAAUCAACUGAUACCCCCCCAUAGCAAAACACUAUGAUUGGCUGCAAGCAGAAUCAUUGACAGCACCUCAUACUUCCAUCUGUUGAGGGGGUCCAUGAAGCCUUACUCUGCCAUCAGACACACAUACUUCCCUGUCUUUCUAUAACCUAACUGCUAUACUUUGACAUGGAGGUACGUAUGGUUAAAGAAGCAUAACGUCUCUGGCCUUCUGCCAGUUGCGUUUUGGCUUUUUGUUCAGUUAUAUCUGUUUCAGUGCCUGUGACAAGGCAGCUCUCCCACUUCGAUUUGUCUCCCAGAGCCUGGUGCUUGUCAUUACAGCAGACGCCACAGCUUCUUCCUGCUUGACGGCGAGUAACUGCAGGCAUGCAGCAAGCUCUGGUGUGUUCCUAAACCUUCGGCAGUGCCCCAUCCCUUCCAGCGCACCCCUAGCGGGGCAGUGCUCCACCUCGCACCCUGGGUGUGACGGGUGCCUCAUCGGCCCAGCCUCCCACGCAUGCAGAGGGGCUGUACGUGAGGGGCUGUCACGCACCAUAGGUGUGUAUCGGGGAGGAGGCCUUCUGUGUAUCCAUGAGGUCCUGGGCCUGCCCUUUUAAAACUGCUCCUCCAGGCAGGGUGCAAAGAGACCAGUGUGCUGUCAAGUGUCCCUGUGAUAAUCUCUGAACUUAAGUAUGUUAGGUUUGGGGGCCCUAAUGAGAUCUGUGCUGUGGGUGGCAUUAGAUUCCAUAACACCCCCCCCUCCACUGCAACCAAGAGAAGAUACACAAUGGGCAUCGCAGAGUGUCCCAGGGCCACUGGGUAAUGCUAAGUGGCUAGGUGCAGUGGCAGGGUACAUACAUUAAUGCCUACUUCAUGAAUUACGAUAAAAACUAAUUUGCUUGCCUCCCCUGUCUUGCCCUGUUUAUGACCUUUUACAUAUGUUAAACCUUUAUUGUUCUGUGUCAUUAGAAUGUACUUCGGUUUUGUAGUAAAUAACCCCUCAACACCCUUAAAAUGGGGCACUGUACUGUACGUGGUGGGGAACGCUAAUAAAGUAAUAUUGCACAGUG